This is a messenger RNA of Rubroshorea leprosula, 495 nucleotides long. The record is from the annotation of a GenBank genome assembly. NCBI's taxonomy places the organism in Eukaryota, Viridiplantae, Streptophyta, Magnoliopsida, Malvales, Dipterocarpaceae.
AUCUUUAUCAAUUGUCUCUAGAAAUGAGAGAAAUUGAGAUAAAGCAUCACCCAAUAGAUAUCAGGAAAAAAUUUCCAACAUUUACAAAGCAACAGACUUUCUCUACUCUGGGCUAUGAAGACAGGAGUAGUUUGACAAGCAGUCUUCUUCAUCUGAGUAGCCUCUUAAUCCUCUGGCCUUUGCAAGGUCUUUCAACUUCCGAAGUUUCAAUGUUUCUACAUCCGAUAACUCGCCUGUCUCUGCGUUCACUGCUGUUUUACUGUGGAGGUGAUGAAGAUGGUGGAGGUGAUGAAGAUGGUGUUGGUAAACUCUUACUGAAAUUAGAUGGUGGCCUUGUUUGCUUCAAAUCCACCACUUUUGUUGCAUCACCUUUGUUCCUCAUUCACUGCUUUGUGUUAGAGACACCUCUCUCCACCUUGAUGCCGCCUUGUUUUCUUUGAUUGAUCUACCAUGUGCCAAAGAAACAUAGAAGACAAAUAAAUAACUUCACAAUUG